AUGGAAUAUGCCGAUCAAGCUUGCAAACAACUACGUAAUAUUACAUUGAAACCCAUUCAGCCUUGUUCUUCUGUAGUCCAGCAUCAACACCGAAUUGGUGUGAGGAGUCAUCAGGAGAAACAUGCAUCAUCAUGUUCACCGAUAUCUUUUCCAUCACUGCCUCCUACAUUCACUUUUCUUACUGAUUCUUCUUCUUCAACAAUCGCAUUUCAACAAGACUGUUUGAAACGGACAGAUGAAACGUUAGAAGAACGAGCAACGCGUAUACUUGCUCCAAUAAUAAAAAAUCAACAAACUGUUGCACCAAGAUCCACUCACCAAUUAUCAAACUUAGAUAGAAAACAACUUAUAGACAGUAUUCAAUCUUGUCUAAACACCAUGCAUAUGGCGCUCAUGGCGGCCGAUGAACUUUGUCAAUUUUACAGACGCGGACUCGACUGUCGCGCGAAAUUGAACUAUCUUAUUAAAGCACAUUCAGCAGCGUUUUACUUGAAAGUAUCAACAUCUGUUCAAAUUAAAGAUGCUUUAAAAGCUCGCCUAAAAUUAUCACAAUCAGAAGUGGCUGAUAUUAUCAAUGCUAUCAAAAUGGAUAUUCGUCAUGAACAAUGCUUCGUACCAAAUUCAUCAAAUCGCAUGGGAAAACGAUCUAUUACUGAUGAUAUCAAUAUAGAAAAUAAAAAAAUUAAAGUGGAAACUCCUGAGCUUGCACCAAAUAUGUCAGUGUCUGCAGCUACUAAUAUUGCUCCAAAAUUUGUAAACGCAAGUACAAUGGCUCAAGCAAUUCCAGAAAUCACGGAUGAAGAGCUUUUGGAAUUCACCCUUGAAUUUGAACGUAAACAUGGCAUCUAA
Adineta steineri is the source of this 849-nucleotide messenger RNA. NCBI's taxonomy places the organism in Eukaryota, Metazoa, Rotifera, Eurotatoria, Adinetida, Adinetidae. The record is from the annotation of a GenBank genome assembly.